AUGGCAGCAGAACAAAGAAAGCUGCUUGAGCAGCUGAUGGGAGCUGACCAGCUCACUGGAACUGGCGCACAGGGUCGCAAUUCCCAGUUGUCUAUCACGGAUCCCAAAGUUUGUCGCUCCUACAUCGUUGGAACAUGCCCGCACGACCUCUUCACCAACACCAAGCAAGAUCUCGGACUUUGUCCUAAGGUCCAUAGUGAAGGCCUGAAGACAGAAUACGAAACUGCAUCUGCUUCUGACAAGGCGAAGUGGGGUUUCGAAUUCGAUUACAUGCGCGACAUGCAGAAGUACAUCGAUGACUGUGAUCGCCGCAUCGACUCCGCGCAGCGUCGUCUAGAGAAGACACCGGAUGAGAUUCGACAGACCAAUGACCUACUCAAACAAAUCGCUGAUCUUUCCAACACAAUCAACUCCGGUCUCCUCGAGGUCUCCGUUCUGGGUGAAACAGGGUCUGUCUCAUUGGCUAUGAAUGAAAUGCACAAAGUCCGCACGGCCAAGCAUCAAAAGGAAACUCUUGAGCGCGAUCUCAAGAAUCUACAAGAUACCUCUGGUCCCUCUGGACACCAGAAGCUGCAGGUCUGUGACGUGUGCGGGGCCUACUUGUCUCGUCUUGAUAACGAUCGCCGACUGGCCGAUCAUUUCUUCGGCAAGAUGCACAUGGGGUACUCGGACAUGCGCAAGAACUGCAAAAAGCUCAGCGCUGAACUCAAGGGUCGGGCUCCGCCAGUGCGUCAACAAGAAGAAGAUGAUAACCCAUACACCUCUGGCGGUCGCGCCAACGCUGGUCGCGGUCCCCGUUACGGCGGCGGCGGCGGUGGCGGUGGAUACCGACGUCGUGGUGGUGGCAGAUGGUAA
Molecule: messenger RNA, 855 nt
Organism: Penicillium soppii
Lineage: Eukaryota; Fungi; Ascomycota; Eurotiomycetes; Eurotiales; Aspergillaceae
Product: LUC7 domain-containing protein
Exons: 3
Coding region: 1-855 (284 amino acids)
Biological process (GO): mRNA splice site recognition
Cellular component (GO): U1 snRNP; U2-type prespliceosome
Molecular function (GO): mRNA binding
Source: RefSeq, a predicted model, not a curated record